AUGGAUGAUGAAGAGAUCAAGGAUGCCUUGAUGGCAAACAACACAAAGUCUUUAAAGGCCGUUCCAAACAAUUAUAAGUUUUCUGAUGGAACCGGCUUGAUCCAUUGGGCAUCCAUGUAUAAUAAUCUAGAUAUGUGCCGGAGGAUGAUGGAAUGCCGUGGAGCUGCCAAUAGUGUUGGAGGAGUGUUAGACAGUUCUCCCUUAUACUAUGCGCUUUACAACUCAAACUACAAGGUCAUGAAGUUUCUUAUAGAGAACGGUGCAGAUAUUAGAUAUGUAAACAAAAGUGGCCUGGGGCUUUUACACACAUGUGUUAGGUUCGACGAUGUCCUCGGAAUGAUUUUGCUUUUAAGCUAUGGUGCCGAUGUGAACACCAAGGAUACCAAGAAUAGGACAUUGUGGACAUAUGCAAAAGUAAAAGGCGCCAGGAAUGUUCAGAGGUUUCUAGAAACAAAUGUAGUGCCAGGAAGAUAUAAUGAAUGGGGGUUAGAGGGGUUUUCCAUAGGGAUGCAUGGGAUGUCCUUCUUCUUUGGGAGGACGUAUCAGAUUGGGGUGAUUGUGAUGUUUCUAGUCUUCUGGGGAAGAAUAGCUCGAACAAGGGCUCCCAUGUACCUUAAUUUGUUCUAUUCUUUCUACAUUGGCUGUAAUGUGAUUGAAGAAAGUUGUGAGCAUAGUGUUUAUGCACUUGAAUAUUUCUUUACUCUCUUCCGUUUGUUUCUGUCUGAUCCAAGAUUUGGGUCUGUAAGUACAUAUGAUAAGGUAAAAGAGCUGGUAUCUACAAUGAUAGAGCAGGAUGAAUAUAUGGUGGAGAACUUCUGCUACACAUGCUUGGGAAGAAAGGGUGAUGGAGUUAAGCAUUGCUCCAUUUGCAAUAGGUGUGUCCUGGAGUUUGACCACCACUGCCCGUGCAUAAACAGCUGUAUCAGUAAGGAUAUCAUGGGAUUGUUCAGAAGGCAUCUGCUUUCCACCUUUACCGUGACUGUAAAUGUACUUUUAUCUGGGCAUGCCUCUGAGGUGAGGAUGGAGUUGGUAUCCGUAACCGUUUUUAUUGUGCUUAUUCUAGCUGCAGGUAUGGAUAUAAGAAGGCCUAAGCCUAUAUAA
Encephalitozoon romaleae SJ-2008 is the source of this 1101-nucleotide messenger RNA. Its product is annotated as ankyrin repeat-containing protein. Gene Ontology annotation, molecular function: palmitoyltransferase activity; protein binding. The transcript has a single exon. The record is from RefSeq and is a predicted model, not a curated record. NCBI's taxonomy places the organism in Eukaryota, Fungi, Microsporidia, Unikaryonidae. The coding region runs from base 1 to 1101 and encodes 366 amino acids.